AUGUACCGCCCUGAGGGCCCUCCGAGUGUCGAGUCCAGCGUGUGCUGCACAUCCUCAAUGUCUAUGUCAGAAAAAGACAGGCUGGAGGUGGACAAUCUGCAGAUACAACAUGACCAUGUGCUCGCCUCGUGCCCUUGCCGGGCCCCAAGUGUACUCACCUGGGCCAUCAUACAGGGCAAGAGCUGCUUCGUCCAAUACAUGAUGGGGCGGUUCCCUGUAUGCGUCAACCUUCCAGAUUGGAACAACCAACGACCAAUCAUGGUGGCUAUGGAAUAUCGACAGCACGAGAUCUUGCAAUCGCUCCUCUGCGAUCCACAUACCAACGUGAACGUCGCAGAUAAGAGUGGGCAUACUCUUCUCCACCUUGCUGUGAUUUACGACGAUGUGACGGCGGUCGAAAUUUUGCUGAAGCACAAAAAUGUCAACAUCAAUGCUCGAGACAGCAACGGCGAUACUGCACUUCUACUGGCUGCCAAGAUCCACGGCUGUGAUCAGCCCAAUAGCAACCGGAUACUUGAUUCACUGUUGUCGCACAAAGACAUUCGAGCCGAAUCGCUUGAUUAUUCCGGUCGUUCGGCCCUCUGGCACGCAGUGAACACCUGCAACUGGCAGUUGCUUUGCCUUCUCGCAAAAUUUCCGCGGGUUCAGACCAACGUCCCUGAUCAUCAAGGUGUCAGCCCGUUAGCCCGGGCCGUGAUCCGCAGACGGCUUGACAUUUUCAAUUGGCUUCUUGCUACCUUGCCGCGAGACAUUGCCUAG
Molecule: messenger RNA, 759 nt
Organism: Penicillium brevicompactum
Lineage: Eukaryota; Fungi; Ascomycota; Eurotiomycetes; Eurotiales; Aspergillaceae
Product: ankyrin repeat domain-containing protein
Exons: 1
Coding region: 1-759 (252 amino acids)
Molecular function (GO): protein binding
Source: RefSeq, a predicted model, not a curated record